Messenger RNA from Exophiala bonariae, 375 nucleotides. RefSeq lists its product as uncharacterized. The record is from RefSeq and is a predicted model, not a curated record. Lineage: Eukaryota; Fungi; Ascomycota; Eurotiomycetes; Chaetothyriales; Herpotrichiellaceae. The coding region runs from base 1 to 375 and encodes 124 amino acids. The transcript has a single exon.
AUGACGACUCCAGACUCCCUCAUCCCACUGACGUCCUCCCUGUCCUCGGGCGUGAUCCUCUCCGUAAAGGUAUGGAUCCCCGAGGACAAGAUGACCGAGUUCUUCGAAUUGUUCGAACCGGCGUACCGCGCGGUGGUGGCGGAGCCGGAAUGCCGGUUCUUCGUCGUCUCGAGACACCCCCAGGACCCGACGUGUCUGAGCUGGGUCGAGGGCUGGUCCAAGGACGUCCAGUGGCUGCAGGAGGUCCAGUUGAACAAGCCCUACUACCAGCCGUACCUCAGCACCACGGAGCCGUGGUUUCUCAGGGACCGUGUCGUUGAACUCACCGUCGUGAAGGACGGCUUGGCGCACUUCAAGACGCCGGCGGUGAGUUGA